UCCCAAUCAAGGCGUCAUGCAACCUCCAAAGACAUGACAGCCCGAGAAGAUAGCGUUCUGCGCGCAAGAGACCCCUCACUCGUCGACGAGAACGAUUGGGAAGAAUUUAGCUUGUCCGAGGUCAGAAUCCUGGUUCCUGGCAAGUCGCGUUAUGCCAAUCUUCUCACGGCCAGCCCAGAGAACCCGGUCCAGGUGACGGGCUGUCUGGAAGAGGUGGAAGAAGAGCAGGAAUCCCUCGUUCUCGAUCCGGAUUACCUUACGAAGCGCAUCGUACUCGACGAUGUAAGUCACUUUGCCUACGGCCAGCACAAUGACGGUGAGGUUGGGAUUUGGAUUGCCGGUCGGGCUGGCUGGUUCUCCAUCUCCCCCGCGAAGGGGUACCGGCCGAUGUUCAAUGAGGUUGUGGAGGCGAUUGACCUGCUCUACUUUCUGACCGAUCGACAUAAGCCGAAAAGGAGCAGUAGAAGGAGGAGGAAAAGUUGGGCGUCCCCGAGCCUGGAGCACCUGUGUGAUGAAUAUGUGCUUCAUACACAUGGGAUCUGUGAAGACGGCGACGAUUCAUUGGGAGUCUUCUACAAGCAUCAUAAUUUCUUGAUGUCACGCAUGAUUAGAGGUGAAGAAGACGUGAACUGGGCCGAAACGAGUAUAUUUGCGCAUCUUUGCGAAAAAUUCCCGGAGGACUAUGAGGAGCUACGUGCUCAAAAGGAAUCGAAGGAUGCUGAAACAGAAGAAGAAGAUAAUGGGGAGGACGAGCCUGAGGAUGAAGAUGUAGAGAUGGAAACCAGGGCAACUACGCCAGACGCGACAGCCAUCUCCAAGGCACAGGCAGACGCCAUUUACCAGAUCAUCCUUGAUCUUAAAGAGGCAGGGUAUCUCGCGAAACGGCAACUGAACCUAGAGUUGGUAACUUCGACUUUAAUGGCGCGCUUCGAAAUCGACGAACUGGAGUAUGCGCAGAACCUUAUAUCAACAACCGCUGCUAUCAUUCUUGAGUCUUUAAACAAGGCCAAGACGAAUACUUUUGACUGGUCUAAAAAGGUCAUCUACAGGGAGCUAAAAGCUGCUUCGAAAAAGAAUACUCCGGCAAAUGUGACAUUCACUCCGUUACGGCUGCGUAUCACCGAGGAUGAUAGCACCUCCGACGAAGAAAGUGAACAUGAACAGCCGAAGCAGCGAAGACCUCGCCAUCGGAAAUCUGUACUACGACCAAAGAGUCAAAUCGCUAGUAAGAGGACUGGAAAGCGGGCUCGAAGCACAACAGCCGACUACGAUCUCUCAGAUGACAACCAAGAUGCGACGGACGAGUUUGAGACUCCUACCAAGGUCCGCGGUCAUGACCUCGUCAGGGAUCCAUUGUCGACAACUAGGGCAAAACGCCGUACUCGAUCGAUUCUGUCGGACCCUGAGUCAACUCCUUUCAUUGAAAGGACGCCUCUACAGGAAACCCUCCAGAGUCGGAAUACCUCCGUCUCAGCUGCUGAGCCUGGGCUCGACACAGGAUCUUGUCAUGAUACUAAUCUUCCAGCUGACACUUGGGUAUGCAAAGUACCCGGCUGUGACAAAGUCAUCACCAAAUGUACCUCCAAGCGCGGCAAGGAACAGAUCCAAGAUCAUUCCCUUGCGCAUGCAGAUGAUACGAAGGCGAAGCUUGAGCUAGUUGAAGCGGAGAAAAGACUAAACGUCAACUUCCGCGUUGACAACCUGCUCAGUCGCAUUCGGGAUAUGGGAACUCUAGACGGCGCGCUGGCGGCUCUGAAUGGUGAAACGAACGGUGCACUUGACGAGGAUGGUACUUAA
Messenger RNA from Aspergillus nidulans FGSC A4, 1797 nucleotides. RefSeq lists its product as uncharacterized. Lineage: Eukaryota; Fungi; Ascomycota; Eurotiomycetes; Eurotiales; Aspergillaceae. The coding region runs from base 34 to 1797 and encodes 587 amino acids. The transcript is spliced from 3 exons. The record is from RefSeq and is a predicted model, not a curated record.